CAUAACCGAACAGCUGUGCAUGAAUUUGGUUAGGCUACUUCUAGUCAGUCUCAUUACAGGAAGCUGAAUAUAAUAGCCAACAGGCCUGUCAUCAUUAGGCAAAUUGGACUGCCAGUGAAUAGACGACGUGUCAAACACCCAGAGCAGAUGUUUGAACUCUUUAACAUGGAAGCACAGCAUCAUCAGCAAUAUGACAUCAGGCAGCAGUGUGGAUAGGUGAUCGAUGGAUGAGUUAGUCGAUCAGGAGAAGAAUGGAUCCAGUUUGAGCAUCUUGACUGAUAAGACCCUGUCCAGUUGCUGAGUGUGAUCCUGUAACCAUGGCGACCUGUGGGCGUGGCUGUGUCCCUGCAGUGCGUUUCUGCCAGAGGCUGAACCGACUGAAGACCCUGGAUGAUGACUUGAUGGUGACGUCAAUGAAGCGUUGCCUGACCAUGGUGGACCUAGCCCUGCUGGGUGUUGGUGGCAUGGUGGGCUCUGGUCUCUACGUCCUGACUGGCACUGUUGCCAAGGACACCGCUGGACCUGCCGUGGUCCUCUCCUUCCUCAUAGCAGGCAUCGCCUCCCUGAUGGCUGCCCUCUGCUAUGCAGAGUUCGGAGCUCGUGUUCCCAGAACGGGCUCGGCCUACAUGUUCACCUAUGUUUCUUGUGGAGAGAUCUGGGCCUUUCUCAUUGGUUGGAACGUAGUGUUGGAGUACAUGAUUGGUGGAGCCGCAGUGGCGCGGGCGUGGAGUGGUUACCUGGACUCCAUGUUUAACCACACCAUCCAGAACUACACAGAGAACCACAUAAUGAAGUGGAAUGUUCCCUAUAUCGCCCACUACCCUGACCUGCUGGCUGCCGGGAUUCUAGUUGUUGCCACUAUCUUCAUAACCUUCGGAGUGCGAGUCUCCUCUUGGCUCAACCACAUCUUCUCAGCCGUUAGUCUCGUUGUCAUACUCUUCAUCUUGGUGUUUGGCUUCGUGCUAGCCGACCCAGUCAACUGGAGCCAGAAGGAAGGAGGUUUUGCACCGUUUGGUGUCAAUGGGGUAAUGGCGGGCACAGCCACCUGCUUUUACGCAUUUGUUGGCUUCGAUGUGAUUGCAGCCUCCAGCGAGGAGGCAAAGAACCCCCAGCGAGCCAUUCCCAUGGCCACAGCCAUUUCCCUGGGCAUGGCCGCCACAGCCUAUAUCCUGGUCUCCACAGUCCUCACUCUCAUGGUGCCUUGGCACUCGCUCGACCCAAACUCAGCCCUGUCUGACGCCUUCUUCCGCCGAGGCUACAGCUGGGCUGGCUACAUUGUGGCAGUAGGGUCCAUCUGUGCCAUGAACACAGUGCUACUCAGCAACCUCUUCUCUCUCCCUCGGAUUGUUUACGCUAUGGCGGAAGAUGGCCUCUUCUUCUCCUUCUUCGCCAAGGUCAACCCUGUCACCAAGGUCCCUGUUAAUGCCAUCUUGGUGUUUGGCCUCCUCAUGGCCGUCAUGGCCCUCAUCUUUGACCUGGAGGCCCUGGUCCAGUUCCUGUCCAUCGGCACCCUCCUGGCCUACACCUUUGUGGCAGCCAGUGUCAUCGUGCUGCGCUUCCAGCCUGAGAAAGAGAAGACCAGUUCCAAGGCUAACUCCACUACCUCCCCCAACUCUAACCCUGAGCCCUCGCCCGAAGUCUCAGAGUCUCAGAUCAUAGCUCAGGACAGUGGGGAGCUGAAGGAGUAUGAGUCCUUCUCAGACAAGCUGCAGCUGGUGGAGAUGCAGAAGACCAGGGAACGGAGUGCCCCAGGGGUGUUGAAGGCCCGCUGGGAGCCUUACCUGGGCAGGUUGCUGGGGGACUUUGAGCCAGGGGAAGUGGUGGCCUUUUCUGUGCUGGCGGUGAUGGUGAGCUCAGUGUCCCUCUGUGCUGUGUUUGUGUUUGGGAGUAACCAGCUUCAGCUGCCUACGUGGAGCAUCGCCCUGCUAAUAGUGGUGUUUGGCUCAACCUUCCUUCUCUGCCUGGUUAUCAUAUAUGCCCAUGAACCUCAUGUCAACACCAAAACCUUCCAGGUACCCUUGGUCCCAUUCAUUCCCGCUGCAAGCAUCCUCAUGAAUGUGUUCCUAAUGCUGAAGCUCAGCCCCAUGACCUGGGUCCGCUUUACUGUAUGGGUGGCCGCAGGUCUGCUCGUGUAUUUUGGCUAUGGCAUCUGGCACAGUAAGGAGGGCCUGAGGGAGCUGCAGCCCAAGGAUAUGGCAGCCAGGUAUGUGGUGCUCCCCAGUGGCAGCCUGGUAGAGACAGUCCAGUCUGUGCAGCCGAAUGGACAGUGUGACGCCAGCACCCUCCACACCACUCCCUCCCGGUCUGCUGAGCAGCAGGCAAAGAGAUGAUGUGUAAGAAGGGAGCCAUUCUUAUUCAAGUGGGCCAUUAUCGUCUAUCUGCUCCUGCUCAUAUACUUUUACUGCUUUCAUUACCUCACUCUUCUCUUCUCACCCCACUGGCCUCAUACAGUUGGUGUGUAACCCCACAAGGCUCUGUUUCUCUGCAUUAGUAAACACACAUCACAGGAUGGGACUCACUCUCAUUAUGAAACAUAUUUAUCGCUGUUAAUAUGGGAACAUACCUUUUUAUAGCUAUCCAGCAUUGUUUACUAUAUUAUUUAUUUCAAUAAACCAGCACAGGUGUUUUUUUAUUGUUAGCAUUGCUCUCAACUUUAACGUCCCUUUGGCACUCACAAUUGAAUGUUUCUGGAAGAUGGAAAGUGCUUAUGAUUAUGGCAUACAUUGAAUCAUGAUUAGGGCUGUUGCGGCGACCAUAUUACUGCCACACCGGCGGUCACGAGUCAUGAAGACAGUCAAAUUCCAUGUGACCGUUUAGUCACGGUAAUUAGGCUUCUCCAAGCUCUGAUGCUGCUGAUGGUUGUUAGUAGCCUACCAAACUUGCUAACUGCCUGGUACUCAGCACUUUAUUGUCUGACAUCGAUGCAAAUGUAAUUAACCUUUUCAAAUCCUAGUCGCACACGUCAUGCAGCCUAGCCCAAACGCCUAUAUGUUUUGUAUCACAACUAAAGUGGCCAAUAACUUCUUAGAAUUAAGCACAUUAAUCCGCUUUACACGGGGUGCAGAGCCUAACGGGCAUACAUAAGCAAUGUGUAAGUUUCAAGUUUGAGUAAGAUAAUUUUCACCAUAAAAAUGCACCUAUAAUUAAAGCAUUACAUGCAUAAUGCAUUUACAGUCACUUUUGAUAGUGACCUACUCUUAUUUUUGUCUGUUGAAAAGUAAAUGGACAGUUUUCCCAAUAUCUUCAAUAUGCACUUCGGAAUUGUAUAAGGACAUGCACAGUUGCGUCCCUGAUGUGUCUGUUUUCACUUGUAGCCUGUGAGAAAGACCAGAUCACUGCUGGAGAGCCAUGUGAGUGAGAGGUGCUUCGGAGCGUGCAGCAUUCCAGGCCAAGGGCACAACAGCCACUGGACGCAAAAGACAGAUUUUUUUAGGGUGCUUAAUGGCCACACAAAGGGGAUGCCGCCGGGAAAUUCAAGGCAUUAUCAAGUGCUUGUCAAAUUGUGAAUGAGGGACUGAUGUAGUGUGUACAGCCAAUGCAAAAAAACAAAAAGAUCUCAUGCCUUUCAAGCUUUUUUCAAAUCAUCAUUAGUCGCAUCAUGCAGCCUCACAAUGUGUUAAAAAUCAAAACAUAUAGACCAACGUUUGUAGAACAACUAAAGUUACAUUAAUAACUCUAAAUUAAGCAUAUAGGAGUACCUAUUUCUUUGUUAACCGCUCAACACAGAAUAACCGAGUGAGUUUGGAGAAAAUAUCCUUUCUAUUUUAUUCAACUUUGUUCAAUUGUAUUCUUCAAACUAUAAAAUAAUGCCACAGAAUUCUAAGCAAAUCUUGUCUGCUAAAUGAACUAGUGUAGCCCACAGCCAUUUAGCAUAGCCAGGUCAGGACCUAACAUAAGGAUAACUCGGAGUAAGCUAUUCUGUUCUUCUGAAAUAGACCACAUUUUCUUAAUCAUGCUUCUUUAGACCUGUCUAAAAUAAAUAAUGGAUUCAUUGUGAAGGUGUAGGCUAUAUUACAUGGAUUUAUUAGACUUUUUAAAAUGGAGCUGUUCCAAAGGUCUGCAUCAGUGGCUUGUGUGGAAGCCAGAAGAUGCUAAAUGUGUUUAUGUUAAUUAAUGGUCAGUUACGGUGAGACUGGUAGUUAUUUGCUUGACAAUCAUUGGCUGAAAAAUUAUCUAUCUCUCACACACACACAGUCUUGUAUAAAUAACCUUGUGGGGACACAAUUCAGUCCCAUUCAAAAUCCUAUUUUCUCCAACCUUAACCUUCACCCUAACCUUAACCUAACCCUAAAACGAACCCUGGCUCCUAAACCUAAUUCUAACACUAAUUCUAACCUUAGCCCUAAACCCCCUAGAAAUAGCAUUUGACCUUGUGGGGAUGAACAAAAUGUCCCCAGUUGGUCAAAUUGUUGUUUGUUUACUAUUCUUGUGGGGGCGCGCGCGCACACACACAAGCAUUAUUCUCGCCUGAGGAGAGACUAGAUUCUGUCAGUGGGUCAUGUGGCUCUACUUACAACCCCUGUGACCACCUCUGUAGCUCCCUCACGCUGGUGGCUGCUCAGCCAAAUGCAAAUCAACAACAUUGCUAAAGUUUCUUAAACUGACCUUUUCUGUUUUUUUUUUUUAGAUAUUGAUUUAUUUUGUGUAUUCUCCGAACUGUGAUACAUUUCACUGAUGAUGACAUCUCUCAGAUGGUACUCUCUUUAAUUAAUCUGUGUUUUCCCCUAUCUGUGACUACGCCAAUCAGCAUAUCACACACACAUUAUAUUUUGGUACCUCACUUCGUAUUAUAGUGACCUGACUCCACUUGAGAUGGUCAAGUGAAAAUUAUUCUAAUGGUGACUAGGGGGUGAGAAGACCUUUCAACCUCUCACUUAAUCCACAGACUCUUAUCCCAUGACCUUACUCUCUCUUAUGUGUCCCACAUUUUGUCAAUGAACUUAAUCUUUGCUGAGAAGGGUUUUUUCCCAUGCACAAUAACUAGACAGCGGCCCAUUCCCCGUCGCUCUGCUAGCAUGAGGUUAGAUUAUACAACCAGCUGAUAUAAAAGCACAUGGAUUGUUUUAGCUAUUGUUUUAUUCUCAUUUCUCCUCAUACACAAGAGGGAUAACGAGAGUUAUAAACAUAUCAAAUAAAAAUUUCAAAUCAAAUGUUAUUUGUCACAUGCACCGAAUACAACAGGUGUUGUCCUUAACCAACAAUGCAGUUCAAGAAAUAGAGUAAACAAAAUAUUUACUAAAAAUACUAAAGUAAAAAAUUAAAUAAAAAGUAACACAAUAAAAUAACAAUACCGAGGCUAUAUACAGGGGGUACCGGUACCAAGUCAAUGUGCGGGGUUACAGGUUAGUCAAGGCAAUUUGUACAUGUAGGCAGGGGUAAAGUGACUAUGCAUAGAUAAUAAGCAGCGAGUAGCAGCAGUGUAAAAACAAAACGUGAGGGGGGGGGUGUGUCACAGUAAAUACUCCAAGUGGCCAUUUGAUUAAUUGUUCAGCAGUCUUAUGGCUUGAGGGUAGAAGCUGUUAAGGGGCCUUUUGGACCAAAACUUUCCGUUCUGGCACCGCUUGUCGUGAGGUAGCAGAGGGAACAGUCUAAGACUUGGGUGACUGGAGUCUGACAAUUUUAUGGGCAUAUGAUUUAAUACAUGCUUUUUGUAAGGCAAGUACAAACCCAGUGCAUGAUGUACCAGAACAGGGUAUUUGGUGGUGGUGGUUAAAAGCAUAUUGGCAAACAGAGAUUGGGAGUUUUGUCAGACUAUGCCAGCCAUAGGACAUCCCUCAUCCUCAUGAGGCCUCUGUAAUCUGACAGAUUUGCAGCGGUCCCUGCAGCUGCCUAAUAGCUUGACCUAGAUGAUAAAACACAUAUGUGAGAUCACACAGUGCUGAAUUACACUGAAUGUCUCGGAGAGACAGCACUCUCACCAACAGUUACUCCCUUUCCUGUCGGUGUCUAAGAUGUAACAAUGUCUUAAGGUGAUAAUCAUAGCAUUCCAAUGGCUGAAGUUUUCAGUUAAGUCCUGACGAGGUGUUAUUUUGUUACCUAUUAGGUGUAGAUUUGCAUGGUUGUCACAUUUGGAGAUUGUGGUAAAACAUCUACCAUUUAUGUGUUUUAAUAAUGUUACUAAAACAUUGCCUUAAUGUUAUUAGCAGUUUCUAUAUACCACAGCCCUUAGAAUGAUGAAGAAUGAGCAUGAUUCCCUGGCUACCAGCCUCAGAAGUGUCUGUAGCUCAGCUUAGUGUUGUACUCAGAAAUGUUGUUUUGUCUCUAUCACUAUUUAUUAGUUCUUAUAAACAAACCAGUAUGCUUAUGUAAAUAUGACACAAGUAACCAAUGGCCUUAAAUAUGUU
Molecule: messenger RNA, 6344 nt
Organism: Oncorhynchus keta (chum salmon)
Lineage: Eukaryota; Metazoa; Chordata; Actinopteri; Salmoniformes; Salmonidae
Product: cationic amino acid transporter 4-like
Exons: 6
Coding region: 318-2330 (670 amino acids)
Biological process (GO): amino acid transport; transmembrane transport
Cellular component (GO): plasma membrane
Molecular function (GO): amino acid transmembrane transporter activity
Source: RefSeq, a predicted model, not a curated record